UUUGUGAUUAAACUGACAAACUCCUUUCGUUUCUAAUGUUGGCAAAAGGUGUCAUUUAAGCCACACAAUGCACCAUCUGCACCAAGCCGACGCCAACCAUGGCCACGAAAAUGAGAGCACUCCCUUCCUCGCUUCUGCUGCCUCAGCCCAGCAGCAGCAGCAGCCAGCGUCCUCACGCUCUCCUUCACGUUCGCCUCGUUUAGACUACCGCUCUGUCAACAGAUCAUACUCACCCUUGAAGCAAAUCGAUAGCCAUUGCAACAACGACAACUCCUCCAAUAACAAUAGGAACAAGGGCAAGAGUAAAAAGAAUACAAAAUCUCCCUUUGACUCUGAUUCUGACUCUGACCAAGACGGCGACCAUCCAGGAGGUCUGGCGUCAUCUGCUUCCUCCAUUUCCUCGCUCUUGCCUGACGACCAAGAGAACUCUCCCAUAUCUCCUUCUACAAGCCCCCUGACUCAACGCCGUCGUGGUCAUCGCCUUCAUUAUCUCCAGAUGUUGCUUGCAAUUGCUGCUCAGCUUGGACUCUUGAUCUUCUUUGGAACUUUGGCAGGUGUCACCGCUAAAGCACCAUGGGUCUAUCCAUACUCAUGGCAUCCUAUCUGUAUGGGCCUUUAUGGCUUCGUUGCCACCGAAGGUAAAUAUAAAAAACCCUUGCAUGAAUGGACUAUUUUCUCUGAAUAUCAUCUCCUCCAAUUCGUUUCCCAUUGUUCACAUUCAAAUGUUUGAUUGAUUACAUGACCUCAUCUGUCUUUUACUGUCUU
This is a messenger RNA of Lobosporangium transversale, 765 nucleotides long. RefSeq lists its product as hypothetical. The record is from RefSeq and is a predicted model, not a curated record. The coding region runs from base 68 to 730 and encodes 220 amino acids. The transcript has a single exon. NCBI's taxonomy places the organism in Eukaryota, Fungi, Mortierellomycota, Mortierellomycetes, Mortierellales, Mortierellaceae.